Messenger RNA from Gadus chalcogrammus (walleye pollock), 1107 nucleotides. RefSeq names its product metalloprotease TIKI2-like. Bases 397 to 1107 code for a protein of 236 amino acids. Gene Ontology annotation, cellular component: organelle membrane. The transcript has 3 exons. Gene Ontology annotation, molecular function: metalloendopeptidase activity; Wnt-protein binding. Gene Ontology annotation, biological process: negative regulation of Wnt signaling pathway. The record is from RefSeq and is a predicted model, not a curated record. NCBI's taxonomy places the organism in Eukaryota, Metazoa, Chordata, Actinopteri, Gadiformes, Gadidae.
GCGCGCGCGUGUGUGUUUGUGUGCGUGUACUCGUUCCACCUCCCUUCAACUCCACUCAACAAGCUACAAAACUUCGGCAGCGCACCGAGAACUCUCCCGACCAGAGUCGUGUUCACUUUGAGCUCCGCGAAGGGACGGUGUCAGCCUCAGUCAAACAGGCAGGCAACUUUAUAAAAGUGCGCGAGUAGAUAAACAAAGACCGUGAAAGAGGCGAUGGUGAGGCGGAAUGUUUCUCCCGCCGGUUGGCACAUGUGAGCGAAGAUCCACCACCGCAGGGUUCCGUUUGUCUCCAAAGCCGGACGGACGCAGCGUAGUGAAGGAGAGGAGAUCGAUAGGGAGCGUAGAGGAGUGAUUGUCACCGUAAGAAGCUUCCUCCUCCUUCCCGCGGCGGACGGGAUGAUGAGGCUCUGUGUGCCGGGGCUUCGCCUGUUCCUCUGGAGCGCUCUCCUGCACUCGGUGGCGCCCCGAGGUGCGCGCGACAGACCGCGGCAGUGCGACCCUCCGCAGUCGCAAGGGGACAUGAACUCCUUCCUGUGGACAGUGCGGCGCCCGCCCCCCCUCCCGCCCGCCUACCUGUUCGGCACCAUCCACGUGCCCUACACCCGCGUCUGGGACUUCAUCCCCGACGCGUCCAAGCGGGCCUUCCGGGGCAGCGCCAACGUCUUCUUCGAGCUGGACCUGACGGACCCCCUGACCAUCUCCAAGCUGACCAGCUGCCAGCUGCUGCCCCACGGGGGUAGCCUCCAGAGCCUGCUGCCCCGGGACCUGUACCGCCGGCUCAAGAGGCACCUGGACUACGUCAAGCACAUGAUGCCCUCCUGGAUGACGGCCGACCAGCGAGGCCGCGGCCUCUACGCCGACUACCUGUUCAACGCCAUCGCCGGCAACUGGGAGCGCAAGAGGCCCGUGUGGGUGAUGCUGAUGGUCAACUCGCUGACCGAGUGGGACGUGCGCUCGCGGGGCACGCCCGUGCUGGACCUGUACCUGGCCCAGGAGGCGGAGAGGAUGGGGAAGAGGACCGGCGCGGUGGAGAGGGUGGAGGAGCAGUGUCACCCCCUCAACGGACUCAACUUCUCGCAGCGCGGAGACAAGGGAAGUCUUGGGUAA